Messenger RNA from Kickxella alabastrina, 1725 nucleotides. Its product is annotated as RNA polymerase III subunit RPC82 helix-turn-helix domain-containing protein. Gene Ontology annotation, biological process: DNA-templated transcription. NCBI's taxonomy places the organism in Eukaryota, Fungi, Kickxellomycota, Kickxellomycetes, Kickxellales, Kickxellaceae. Gene Ontology annotation, molecular function: single-stranded DNA binding. Bases 76 to 1647 code for a protein of 523 amino acids. The transcript is spliced from 6 exons. Gene Ontology annotation, cellular component: RNA polymerase III complex. The record is from RefSeq and is a predicted model, not a curated record.
CUUUUUUUUGUUUCAUUCUUUUUUAUUUCUCUUUUGGUAUUUCAAUCACCUUCACUGCCCUUUUUCUUUUGUACAAUGUUUACGCAGCAGGUCGAGCUGUGCAGGCGAAUUGUGCUCGAGCACUACGGUCCCAUCGUCGAGACCGUUGCCGCUUUGCUGAUCCACGAGGGUCGGCUUCCCCUGGGCCUGAUUCUGCGCAAAACAAAGCUGACCGCGCUCAACGUGCGCCAAUCACUAGCGGUGCUUAUCCAACAUGGCAUUGCAACACACGCCGAAGCCAAAGAAGGCGCACGCACCAGCAUCUUCUACGCAGUCAACAUCAAGGCCAUUCUGCGCCUCCAGCGGGCCGGACUAUACCUCGCACUAGUCGAAGAGCGCAUGGGCAAAGAUGGCCUAGCAGCAUUCCGCACAAUCAUGGCGAACGGAGUAAUGAGCAUCGGCAGCGUGCGCGACAUAUUGGGUAUUAAGAAAACGGGCAAGUCGGCGGCCAAAAUCAAGUUUGACAAUGUUGUGGCCAAACUUGUGCGCGAGAGGUUUAUCACGGCGGUGACACCAAAGGAUACAGUGACAAAGGUCGAUAGGGUGAUGCAGGAGGAGGCGAAAAUGGUGGAUGCCAUGGAUAUUCCGCCAACAGCUAAGCAGCUGAUGGAGAUCCGCCGGACGAUCAAGGAGCGCGACGACGUGGAGUACUUUAGCAGCUCUGUUGUCGGAAUCAAGCGUGCGGCUCCCCUGGACACUUACGGCGAUCGCCCAUCGAAGAUGCACGUGCAGAUUGGGCUCGAUGGCCUCCCCAUAGGCAUCGCUGGCGAUACCAGCACUGCUGGCGCGGAGGAGGACACGGUCGACGAUAAGCAGUGUUUCCGCGCGUACUAUGAUCGACUGGAUGUUCUGCUGCGCAACCAGCAGAUUGUCAACUUCUUUACGGAAAAGUACAACGUCGGUGCUGGCGCCGUAGUCAAGGCUAUUCUGCGCGUCAGUGAGCCGCACACGCGCACAUGCCGGGAAAAAAUCUCCGACGUCGUGUCCGCCAAUCAGGUCAUCCAGAACAUCGCCGCGGAUGCGCCGCUAGGGGAUUCAGUCGAUACGGGCAGCGACAUCCCAACCAGCGAGCUCUCGCAGACCAAGCGCAACGAAAUAGCAUUUGCGCUCCUAGAGGUUCUGCACGCGGACAGCUCAGGGAUUGUAGUGAAGGUCGAGGAGCGCGGCGCGGGCCAGUAUCGGGUGAAUUUCGAGCGCGCCUCGGCCACGUUGCGCGACCAGGUGCUGGAUGAUUUGGUGCAGGAGAAGUUCGGCGCCCUGCAUGCCCGCUUGAUCCGCAAGCUCGACGAGAAGAUCCCGCGCUCGGCUGACCGCAACCCAUCGCGCAUGUUCUAUCUGUGGUUUGUCAACCCUGAUAAGCAGGGCAUGACCAAUUUGUCUUUGCGCACAGAGCAUGAACUUGCCAUUCGCGAGCCGCUGAUUACUAAAACCAAGCGCAAGGACAUUAUUGCCGACCCAUCCCUGCUGACCGACUAUGAGCGCAAGGAGCUUGCAAAGCUGGAGGACAUUAAGCAGAAGCUCAAGGUUGCCAAGCUUCGUCUCGACAGCAUGCUGCUGAUCGUCCACGACAUCAAUCCAAAGUCGGCCGACCUCCAGCUGCUGCAAUAAUACAAUAAUGCAAUGAAAAUUGGUGCCCGGUCCAUUCUCACUAUGCCUUUUUCCGAAAUACAUGCAAGUGGUAGUUUU